GUGCUUGUUGAGAGGCACAAAUGAGCUCUUUGGCCCCAUUGCCAUCUCCAGCAUCUGCUUAUGUCUAGACAUGAGCCAGAGGCAGGCGGACUUGCUCUUCGCAGUGAAGUGCGCCGGGUGCCUGGAGGCCAUCGCGCCCAGCGAGCUGGUGAUGCGCGCCCAGAAGAGUGUCUAUCACCUGCGUUGCUUCUGCUGCUGCGUCUGCGAGCGACGCCUGCAGAAGGGCGACGAGUUUGUGCUGAAGGAGGGGCAGCUCCUCUGUAAGGGCGACUAUGAGAAGGAGCGGGAGCUGCUGAGCUUGGUGAGCCCAGCUCUGUCGGAUUCUGGCAAAAGUGAUGACGAGGACAGCAUCUGCAAACUGGGCCAAGCCUCGGGGAAGGGAGCGGAGGAUGGAAAGGAUCACAAGCGGCCCAAGAGGCCCCGGACGAUCCUGACCACGCAGCAGCGCAGGGCAUUCAAGGCAUCGUUUGAGGUCUCCUCCAAGCCCUGCAGGAAGAUGAAGAAGUUGGCCAGGAGGCAACAGCAGCAGCAGCAGGAUCAGCAAAACACCCAGCGCCUGAGCUCAGCGCAGACAAACAGCACGGGGCUGGAGGGGAUGCUGAACCCCUACACUGCACUGCCCCCACCCCAGCAGCUGCUGGGCAUGGAGCAAAGUGUCUACGGCUCUGAUCCCUUCCGGCAAGGGCUCACCCCACCACAGAUGCCCGGAGACCACAUGCACCCCUACGGUGCCGAGCCCCUCUUCCAUGACUUGGAUAGUGACGAUACCUCACUGAGCAACCUGGGCGACUGCUUCCUUGCCACAGCGGACGCGGGGCCGCUCCAGGCACGAGUGGGGAACCCCAUCGACCACCUCUACUCCAUGCAGAACUCCUACUUCACCUCCUGA
Molecule: messenger RNA, 889 nt
Organism: Tauraco erythrolophus (red-crested turaco)
Lineage: Eukaryota; Metazoa; Chordata; Aves; Musophagiformes; Musophagidae
Source: RefSeq, a predicted model, not a curated record